CGGGCGACGUGUCAGUUUGUUUACUUGCGGACUCCCCGGCGCUGCAACCAGCUCAGACAUGGCUGUAGAUAUAACGCUACUUUUCAAAGCUAGUGUCAAAACAGUCAAAACCAGAAACAAGGCGAUAGGGAUCGGUUUCGAUUCUACCAAAGAUGAGAUUUUCAAGCGGAGCAGACCCAAGAAUGCCUUCUCUCCGAAGGCGAAAGAAGUGAUCGUUAACAUCACCAAGCUCAAAGACUUCUUGCUACAACACAGGAAGGAUUAUGUGAGCGCCGCCAGUCUCAUCUCAUCCGACCUCACCCGCAUGUCCGACAACGAACGCGAUCAGAUUGACCAGGAUGCGCAAAUCUUCAUGAGGACGUGUUCCGAGGCCAUCAAACAACUUCGCACUGAUGCUGAAAAGCAGGUGACAUCAGCUCAGACUAAAGAGCACAGGGGUGCAGUCUUGGACCUCAUUGAAAUGUACUUGAAAGGAGUGUGUCAGCUGUACUCGGAGCAGCGAGCCAUAAGAGUCAAGAGAAUGGUGGACAAGAAGAGACUGUCACGCCUGGGAUCUGAGCUGCACAGUCGCGUGGAGAAAAUGGCAUAUGAGGAGCCCAAGAAUGAAAAGACAGUGAGGGAGGAAAGCUCUGGUGACAAGAGUGCAAGAGAGGCGUUGGACCAAAGUGUCAAUUUAUGGGACGAAGGCAAAGUGGAGGACGAGCUCUCUCCUGAGGAGAUCCAAAUGUUUGAGCAGGAAAAUCAGAGGCUGGUCAGUGAAAUGAGCAACUUGGUAGAUGAAGUGAGGCAAAUCGAAGGAAAGGUUGUAGAAAUCUCAAGACUGCAGGAAAUCUUUUCUGAGAAAGUUCUCCAUCAAGAGACUGAAAUCGAUAACAUUCAUCAGUUGGUCGUUGGCACUACAGAGAACGUUAAAGAAGGCAAUGAGGAUAUACGGGAGGCCAUCAAAAACAACGCCGGCUUCCGCGUGUGGAUCCUCUUCUUCCUGGUCAUGUGCUCUUUCUCGCUGCUCUUCCUCGACUGGUACGACAGCUAACGGGCACACCGGGAGGCUGUCCGGCUCAGUCACGUGACGACAACACCGGACGGAGUUUUUAGAUUUGGAGACAACAGACUGUUGACAGGUUUUUGUGGCCUCCUCUUCACCAGUUAUUUAUCUGCUUAACACAAGUUGGAAGGCAGCUUCUGUGGGUGGAGCCACACUUGGAUUCAGCACCAUGAACACUUUUUGGGUGGCACGGUGAUCUGGGCAGGCAAAUGCUUGAUAAAAGGAAAACGUCAUUGGCUGGAAAGCAGAUAUUUCCCGUUGCGGCUUAACAACUUUAAUGCAUGCAAAGGUUCCCGCUCAAACAAGAUUUUUUUUCCCCCACAACAAUUAUGCAUCCAUAAAUCCAAAUUCACCGUCAUACUGACAAUGCUUUGCCUUCAGCAGCAGAUCGUAUGACUAAUAAAGCAGCUCGUAGCUCAUAUUGUCAUCUCCGAGAUAAUUCCAGUGACAUUUUCUACCAUCUUUCUUGACUUCAGGGCUUAAAUGUGAUAUCAUGAUAUUUCCAAGUACUGGCAGAUGUUCAGACAAGAUUGAGAGCAGCUAAAAAAACGAGGCUUGUUCUGGUUAGUGUUUGCUGACAGAAACAAUUUCAUCACGAUGAUAGGUUUUCAUUGAGGUACAUCUACAGUGCCGCCACCACUCCCUAAAAAAUAUUUUAUAAUUGCCCGUUGAUGCCACAAGAUGGCAGAAAAAGCACUUCAUUGACUUCAAAGUAGUUUUUCCAGCAAAUGGUGAGUUUCAAAUAAAUAAAUCAGCAUAAAGAUUCAACACCUUUUGUUGGUGGGAAAGGUGGGCACUUUAUUUCAAUUUGUCAUUUCACAUUGAAUGUAGCAAAUGCACUUGACUUAUUACACUGUAUGAAAAUGAGGCAUUUGUGACCAUUUAACAGACACGUACAGGAAAACAAAACAUCAGGACAAGCAACUACUUUCAGAUUGUUCAACUAAAACAGUCAGUAAAUCGAUGGCUUCCACUCGCCAUCUGUUGACAUUUAAAAAUGUACACGGUUGCACAAUACAGCGUCAUUACUAUCAAAGCAAAAAACAUUCGGUCGAGCAGCGUAAAAGUUAUGUGUAGCCUUUAGCUUCAAUCAAGUGUUCACAAAAAGGGUGAUCAUCUUUUAUAAAUACACUUAGUUGAUACAGCGACAAAGAAGAAAAGCAGUUUGGGGUUAAAGUGCACAACUUAAAAUUGUGCAAAAUACAUUUGGUGCUGGUGCAGACAGUUCUUCUCACAACAUUUUAGUAGGCCUAUACGUAAUUACCAGAAAGCAGAAGCUGUCUUAUUGAAUACAUGUAUUAAAUACAGCUUUGAAAUGAUCGUCAAGAGUAACUCGGGUGGUGUAGACGAUUCCCUCCUAAAUUCUUGUGAAUUUGGCAUUUAUGCUGCAAACAUUGCUGUUGUCAUGACAACUACAGUAAUCCAAACAAGUUCUAUUUGAAAGCAAUAAAAACAAAGUACGAUUCUAA
Messenger RNA from Syngnathus acus (greater pipefish), 2514 nucleotides. It is a transcript of the gene stx18, whose product is annotated as syntaxin 18. Gene Ontology annotation, molecular function: SNAP receptor activity. Lineage: Eukaryota; Metazoa; Chordata; Actinopteri; Syngnathiformes; Syngnathidae. The transcript is spliced from 11 exons. Gene Ontology annotation, biological process: intracellular protein transport; retrograde vesicle-mediated transport, Golgi to endoplasmic reticulum. The record is from RefSeq and is a predicted model, not a curated record. Bases 59 to 1033 code for a protein of 324 amino acids. Gene Ontology annotation, cellular component: endoplasmic reticulum; SNARE complex; membrane.